Molecule: messenger RNA, 1968 nt
Organism: Chironomus riparius
Lineage: Eukaryota; Metazoa; Arthropoda; Insecta; Diptera; Chironomidae
Source: the annotation of a GenBank genome assembly
AAUGUUAAAUAGUUAAUUUUUCAACAUAAAGCAGGAUCUUUUAUUUUUAUGAUCCUUCAAGAGGGAUACUCUUGAUGACUUGUACAUUUACUCGUAGUUCUUAUUGUUCUAGCUUCUUUUUCAAUCUCAAAUUGUAGACAAAAACCUUUAUUAUGUUUUUUUUUUUAAAAAAAAAACUGCAGUCAUGACUCAUGAGUGCAGGAAAAAAUUUUUGAGUACGAAACAAUUCACUCAUUACGUUCGGAAACAUUUUUUAAAAAUUAAAAGAAUUCUUAAAAAAAAUCUAUUGUUAAAUCUCCUUAACCCUUGAACGGAAAAAUGAAAGAAAAAUGAUAAAAAGCUUUUAUCCCAAACAAUUUUAAUCGGGGUAAUUGAGCAAAUUGUUGAAUUCAGUUUUUUCCUCUCCACAAAAAUGAGAGUUUUUACGUAUCUCUUUUUGUACCAUUGAAAAAAGGUUUUGGAGGGAGUUGCUUAGAAAUAGCUUUCUUAGUGAUUUCGCUCUUACUCCUUAUACUAUAUAAUAAUAUGCAAUUUUUGAAUAAAAAUCAGUUCAGUUCAAUUCAUUGAUCAAACAACAUUACAAAAAAUGGCAUUUAAAUUCUUCUCAUUCUUUGCCCUCGUUGCCGUCGCAAGCUGCGGAGUUGUCUAUGACCAACCAGCUUAUACUUACUCACAUGCAGCUCCAGUUGUACACCAACCAGCUUAUACAACAUACUCACAUGCUGCCCCAGCUGUCCAUCAUGUUUCUCCAGUCGUAGCUCAACCAGCUUAUAUCAAGCAAGCAUAUGUUGCCCCACAAGUCAUCACAAAGAUCGCUCAACCAGUCGUUCACAAAGUUACUGAAGACUACGACCACAAUCCACAAUACUCUUUCGCUUAUGAUGUCCAAGACAGUUUGACCGGAGAUAGCAAGUCACAACACGAAUCAAGAAACGGAGAUGUUGUUGAAGGACACUACUCACUCGUUGAUGCUGAUGGUUUCAAGCGUACAGUUCACUACAAAGCUGAUCCAAUCAAUGGAUUCAAUGCUCAAGUCGAAAGAGAACCACUCACCCACAAAACAGUUGUUGCUCAACCAACAAUCGUCAAAACUAUCCAACCAGCACUCGUCAAGACUGUCCACUCAGCUCCAGCUUACUACCAUCAUUAAGAAACUUUCUUCGAAUUCAAACCAUCAUUAGUGAUUAUAUUCAAAAAGUGAUAUGAAAGCUCAAAAUUAUAAGUUUUCAAUUUAACAUUUAAUUUCAUUCAUAAUGAAUGCUAAAAUUGUUAAACUUUCAAAAGAAAUAAAUCAAAGCUAAAGAAUGCAAAAUUUAAACACAACUGACUUAUUUAUUUUUAUUUAGAAAUAGCUCAUUAAGUCAUGUAUCACAAUAGAUCCUGACACAGAUGCAGUUCCAUAAACAAUAAUAGAUCUAUCGGCCUAUUUCACUAAAGUAGAUUUUCCUCGAUUUCGGAUUAUCCACUUCAGUUUUUUGUAAAUAUCUUAAACUUUAUUAGAGGUGUGGUAUUUCUAAUUUUGGAUUAUAAUAGAGUGAAAUAUGCCUGAAAUUUCUGUAUACUUUAAACUUUUGCUUUUCGUUAAGAAGUAUUAAUUAUUCAGUUUUGUAGCCAAAUCUAGUAGAUUAACUUCGAUUUUUUCUAUAAUUCUCAAACUAAUGAAGAUAUAAAAAUUCUAAGCAUAUGUUAAUUUAAGUAGCAAAGGACUCUAACUUGAUCACACAUUAGAUCUCUUAAUAACCUUAAGCGUCUGGAGAUAUAUCCAAAAAACCGAAGUGGAUAAUCCGAAAUCUAGGAUAAUCCACUUUAGUGAAACAUGCCGUAUGAUUUACAAGUACAAUAGUUUCUUCCAAGUUUCUUCUUCGAUUUAAUUUUGAAAAUAAAAAUGUUUAAAAAUAUAUUCACAAAAGUUAAAUUUAAAAAUAAGAAAAACGUGGUAAUAUUGCGUUGUAUUAAAUUGUUACUAAA